AUGACAAUGAGAAAUACUAUGGAAAUGGAUAGAAACAGCACUCCUGUGACCAUGUUUGUACUCCUGGGUCUCACAGAUGAAAAAGAGCUACAGCUUAUCCUCUUUCCAAUAUUCCUAAUGAUCUACCUUAUGACCUUAAUGUGGAACCUGGGUCUGAUCAUCCUCAUCAGGAUAGACUCUCACUUGCACACACCUAUGUACUUCUUUCUCAGUUUCCUGUCAUCUAUAGACAUCUGCUAUACUUCCACCAUUGGCCCAAGGAUGCUUUCAGACUUCUUCAGAGAUGAAAAAUUGAUCUCUUUUGUGGCCUGUGCCAUUCAGUAUUUUGUAGUAGCUUGGAUGGCUCUAUCUGAGUGCUGCCUCUUGGCUGCUAUGGCCAUUGACAGGUAUGUAGCUAUUGGGAGCCCUCUACAGUACUCAUACAUCAUGGUGCCUGAACUCUGUUGGAAGAUGGUUUCAGGAGCCCUUGGGACUGGUUUCAUUAGUAGUUUAUUUCAAACGAUCCCUGGAUUUAAUCUAUACUACUGUGGCCCAAACAACAUUCAACAUUUCUUCUGUGACAUCCCCCAGAUUAUUUCCUUGUCUUGUUCUAGUACAUUCAUCAGUCAAAUGUUUAUUUUUAUUGUAUCUCUGUUUGUUGCAUUGGGGUCCUUGCUUGUUGUCCUUUUAUCCUAUGGCUUCAUUGCAGCUUCCAUCCUGAAGUCAUUCUCAGUCAAAGGUAGUUCCAAGGCCUUCAACACCUGUGCCUCCCACCUGGCAGCUGUGACACUUUAUUUUGGCACAGGUCUCUCUGUGUACAUGCAUCCUAGUUCUAGUCAUUCCACUAAGUAUGACAAGGUUCUCUCAGUGUUCUAUGUCAAUGUCAUUCCCAUGUUAAAUCCUCUUAUCUAUAGUCUGAGGAACAAGGAGAUCAAAGAAGCUCUCAAAAGGGUGAUGAAAAAGGCAAUGCAUUUUCCUUAG
This is a messenger RNA of Erinaceus europaeus (western European hedgehog), 960 nucleotides long. Its product is annotated as olfactory receptor 5AN6-like. The record is from RefSeq and is a predicted model, not a curated record. The transcript has a single exon. Gene Ontology annotation, molecular function: olfactory receptor activity; odorant binding; G protein-coupled receptor activity. Gene Ontology annotation, biological process: sensory perception of smell; G protein-coupled receptor signaling pathway. Bases 1 to 960 code for a protein of 319 amino acids. Gene Ontology annotation, cellular component: membrane. Lineage: Eukaryota; Metazoa; Chordata; Mammalia; Eulipotyphla; Erinaceidae.